This is a messenger RNA of Cajanus cajan (pigeon pea), 881 nucleotides long. RefSeq lists its product as uncharacterized. The record is from RefSeq and is a predicted model, not a curated record. NCBI's taxonomy places the organism in Eukaryota, Viridiplantae, Streptophyta, Magnoliopsida, Fabales, Fabaceae.
UGCCUUUGUGAGAGCCGUAAAGGGAAGGCUCUCCAACCCCUUGGGAUAUGCUAGAGUGUAAAGCACCUGAAUGAUCACGCAAAACUCCAUGCGCAGAAGAUUUAAUACCUCCCUCAAUCCCUGCCCCAUCACAAUUUAGAGCAACUUCACCGUGUUUGAGAAAAAUCCUACUGAUAGCCUAUUAGUUACAUUAGCCAGAAUGCAAUCAUCAUGACUCAGCUUCCAAAGAAAGCUUUUUCGAUCAAACUGGAUGAAGCCAAUUUCUCAACCUGGAAGAAGGAAGCCUUGGAAGAAAUCCAAGCAAGAAAAGUUGAAAAGUUCACCACAGAAGCCCCAGAAACGAAAGAUGGAGGAAGGCCACGCAUGUUUAGAUCAGCUAGAGAUGAAAAUCUUCAAAAGAUCAAUACAGAAUACAGAAAAUGGGAUCAGCAGGAUCAGGUUGUUUAUAGGUGGCUUCUUGCGUCCAUCUCUCCAGAACUUGGUACCCGAAUGGUGGGGUGCCAACGUGCUUUUCAAAUUUGGAAGAAAAUAGAGGCUUUUUGCCUACAAAAAGAAUGUGAAAAGCUACGUAAACAUGUGAAAACUCUUGAGGAUGAAAAUUCCAUGCUCCAACAGAGGCUGAAGAAUCUUGCUGAGGAGUGCUGCAACAAAAACGAUUCCCUAGAGAGGCUGAAGAAUCUUGCUGAGGAGUGUCUGGAGGUCAACAAUGAAAUCGAUGCCAUAGAGAAAGAGCUCAUUGAGAAGUAUGGAGCAGAAGCUUUUAGGAUAUAAGAACGAAAAUUCUAGUGAAGAAUGGAAUAAGAUUAAAAGAAAGUUCUGGUAAACAGCGCGAGGUGGGCAGCGACCAAUAUCAAAGGCUACUUUAAGUGUUGGGAAAAUUA